CAGGCAUGGUGCUCUCGGCGCUGCAGCAGGUCGUGGUCUCGGCGGUGCUGGUGCUUUGCGUUUUCGUCGUCAUGCCCAGGAUGUUCGGGGGAGGAGGCGGCGGGCGAGCCGGCCGGUCUCCGCGGGGCGGCAAGACAGUCCCCGGCCAUUACGAUCCGCGUCAGCCUCGCAGAGGUAGUCCUCAGACACUUCAUCGGCUUCACCUCAAUCCAGAAAAUUCUGACAGUGAUACAUACCAGAGUAUUCAGCAGAUGAGAAAUGCAAUGGAAAAAGAGAUAAAGAGUGAGAGAACAAGAGGAAAUGGUAGAGAAUUAGCAUUCACCCUCAUGCCAUUGUAUGCACUUGGAGUGGGAGUGUUUGCAGCAUACAAAUUUCUUAAGAUGAGGUCACAUGAAGAAGGUCUCUCCAAAAACGAAAAAAGUACAGAAGACAAGGCAAAGGAAACUGAGCAUCAGCUUUUGGAACUAGAGAAGCAUCUAGCACAGACAGAGAAAAUGUUAAAUUCUUUAUUGACUCAGUUGGAUCCAUUGUCAAACUGUGUUAACGCUUUAGCUUGUGAGCAGAAAGAUGAAAUAAUGACACAGCUCCAAUCAAUUAGACGACUGAUGAAAGAAAGCGGGUUGGAUAAAUCAGAAGACAAGAUGAAAGAUGUCGGCCACAUUUGUAAUGAGAAACUUGAAGAUCUCAUUCAGUCAUUCACUGAACAUUCUCAGGAGAAAGAAACAGAUGACAGAGAAGAUGACAGCAAUGAAGAUUCAUGUGAGGAAGUUGAUAAUGAUUACAAAAUAGAAAAGCAUGAAUUAUGUGAUGAAUGUGAAGUACAUCAGUUUGAACCAGAUACAGUAGAAGAGCAAGAAAUGAUAAACAAAGACUCCAUUGAGUCAGAAGAGGUGGGAUUGAGGAGACGCAAUAGAUACGAAUGAAAACUGCACAAGUAAAGCUUUCAAAAACCUAGCGGGGCUUUUUUAUAAUGUUGUGUGCACUUUAAACUGUUUGGAAUGAGGUUAUGAGAACUGGUAUAUGCUUUAAAAAGAAGUGAAAUACUCUCUGCUUGUGUAUAUGACAGUUCUGUAUCUGACUUUAGUGGCAACAGAAUUUCAUUCAGAGUGUUUACAUACUUUUUCUAUUUAUUUUUUCCUAUAAAAAUAUUUCUGUACUCUCUAUAUAAUACACUGUAAUUACAUCUGAUGCUUCACUAAAAUACUAGAAUAUCUUGUAAUUAAGACUAUAAAAAACAGAUGUUCCUUCAUGAGCAUGAUGUCCCUGGAACUGUUGACUCCUGAGUUCAUUAAAGAGUAUGCUCUGAUGAAUUUA
Molecule: messenger RNA, 1314 nt
Organism: Dryobates pubescens (Downy woodpecker)
Lineage: Eukaryota; Metazoa; Chordata; Aves; Piciformes; Picidae
Gene: CCDC107
Product: coiled-coil domain containing 107
Exons: 6
Coding region: 6-923 (305 amino acids)
Biological process (GO): synaptic transmission, cholinergic; protein localization to cell surface
Cellular component (GO): neuron projection; intracellular membrane-bounded organelle; neuronal cell body
Source: RefSeq, a predicted model, not a curated record